Molecule: messenger RNA, 342 nt
Organism: Hirundo rustica (Barn swallow)
Lineage: Eukaryota; Metazoa; Chordata; Aves; Passeriformes; Hirundinidae
Product: keratin, type II cytoskeletal 7-like
Exons: 3
Coding region: 1-342 (113 amino acids)
Biological process (GO): keratinization; intermediate filament organization
Cellular component (GO): keratin filament
Molecular function (GO): structural constituent of skin epidermis
Source: RefSeq, a predicted model, not a curated record
AUGAAACUUAAGGCAUUGUCGGCUGGCCGGCACGGGAAUGACCUCCAGAACACCGGGGUGGGGGUCUCAGAGUUGAAUCACCUUGUCCAGCUGCUCACUGACAUGGACAGCGUGAAGGAAUUGGUGGCCGAGCUGCAGCAUGAGGACAUCGCCCUCGGGGACACCAAGCUCGAGGAUCUGGAGGCUGCUCUGCAGAAAGCCAAGGUUGAGCUGGCCCAGCAGCUCCGGGAACACCAGGAGCUCUUGAACGUCAAGCUGGGCCUGGACGUGGAGAUCGCGACCCACCGGAAGCUGCUGGAGGGCGAGGAGAGCAACUGGCUGGAGAAGGUGUUGGUGCCGUGA